Amaranthus tricolor (Joseph's coat) is the source of this 814-nucleotide messenger RNA. RefSeq names its product protein ALP1-like. The transcript is spliced from 3 exons. The record is from RefSeq and is a predicted model, not a curated record. Lineage: Eukaryota; Viridiplantae; Streptophyta; Magnoliopsida; Caryophyllales; Amaranthaceae. The coding region runs from base 77 to 814 and encodes 245 amino acids.
UCGCUGCUCCUGCUCCCGCUGAUCUUCGCUGCUCCUCCGUACUCUGUUCUUCCUCCGUACGCUGAAAUUCCAAAAAAUGAUUCCAUCUCAAUUAGCCAUAGUAAGAAGAAGGAAGAAGAGACAAAUUGAAUUACUUGUACUUCUCAUGGUUGUUAACAAUGUCGUCACACUCAUGUACUUGGUGAUGUGUAUGAUGGGUGUAAUUGUUUAUGAAAUAGAACGACCACGUUAUAGCAAAAGUGAGAAGAAACACUUUAGACAAAAGCACUUGGAUGCACUAAUCAAGGAUAGUGAUAUAGUCUGCAAAAGUGAACUUCGUGUGAAUAGAAAAACCUUUUAUGUCCUUUGUGAGAUGGUCCGAGAUGUCGGUGGUUUAAAUGGCACUCGAAAUAUGUCUUUGGAGGAAAUUGUAGCUAUGUUCUUGUACACGUUGGCACAUCAUUUGAAAAAUAGGACAAUUAGAAGUCAUUUCUUUCGAAGUCUUCUUGCCGUGUUAAAACUACAUACACACUUGCUGAAAAAGCCGACACCUAUAACAGAAGAUUGUGAAGUGGAUAGAUGGAAAUGUUUUAAGAAUUGUUUAGGAGCCUUAGAUGGCACUCAUAUUAGUGUUCAUGUGCCAAGUGAGGAUAGAGCAAGAUAUCGGACAAGGAAAGGUUCUAUUGCUAUGAAUGUGUUAGGUGUAUGUAACCCUAAUUUGGAGUUCAUAUAUGUUCAACCUGGUUGGGAAGGAUCCGCUCAUGAUGGUCGUGUCCUUCGAGAUGCUAUUACUAGGCCUAAUGGUUUAAAAGUGCCGCAAGGUAAUCAUACUUAG